AUGAUUAACAAAGAGGUACCAACAGCAGUCAAUCAUAUUCCAGAAUAUGUGCAUCACGGACCACAGUCCAAUCUAUUCAUCGAUUACUUGUAUAAAGCAGCCGGUACUGCCCGAGUUUCUGCCCUGGCCAAGAACGUGACCUCGAGCGAGGACGCAACCACCUGCAUUAUGGCUACUUUUUUGUGUAGAUACAGUAACGAGAUCCAACAGAUGAUGUACGUGGCUGGUGAGACGCAAGAUGUCUCCGUUGAGACCUUGACAAUGGUGGAGCAAAUUGUCCAUGAGCAGAUCAGACAUCUGUUGUCUAUUGCAAACGAAAUAGCAGGGCGUCGUCGCAAACGUACCAUUGAUAUUGAUGAUAUUAUAUUCCAGAUUCGUCAUGAUACCAACCGUGUCGCACGCAUCCAAAGGCUUUUACGAUGGCGAGCUAUUCGCCGCGACGCCAAAAAGACAAACAGAGACGCUGGAGGUGAUGGCGACGCCGAUGUCGACAUGGACGACGAGGACUUCUCAGAAGAUCCGCUCGAAAGUCCUCCGACCGAAGAGGCUGCAGGCAAAAAGACAGAACCUGCAGCGGGUAUCCUGCCCUGGGACAUGGAAUAUUUUUACUCGAUCGUCCCUCCAGGAGGCGAAACAAACGAAACACUACUCAAUAAAGCAGGAGAUGUCUCCCUGGAAAGUCUCCGCUGGGCAGAUGAAAUCACAAAGAACAUGUCGAAACAGGAAUAUGACAGGUGGGCCAUGUACCGCAAAGCCUCUUUCACGACACGCAAAACGAAGCGUUUCCAACAGUGGGCAGGCAUCGGUGUCAUAGCCCGAGUCGUGAAGAAGAGUGAUACUCUUGAGAUUAUCGGUUUUCUGGCUGUUGAAAUGGUCAAGCGCCUGACAGAUAUUGCCUUGACAAUUCAGGCACAGGAUUUGGCAGCAUUCAAAAGACGGAACGGCCAAUGCGCGGCAGCUGUUGGAUCGAGACGACAUGGAUUGUUCGUGCCAGUAGACACUGAUAGACCACCAAUCAAUGUUGAGCAUAUCCGGAGGGCGUUUGACGAGACACAGAUGAAACCCAAAAAGAAGCGGGUAAGGCUGAACAGGACUGCGGGAACAAGGACUCUAGUGUUAAUCUAG
Messenger RNA from Fusarium poae, 1125 nucleotides. RefSeq lists its product as uncharacterized. Gene Ontology annotation, molecular function: protein heterodimerization activity; transcription coregulator activity. Gene Ontology annotation, cellular component: SAGA complex. NCBI's taxonomy places the organism in Eukaryota, Fungi, Ascomycota, Sordariomycetes, Hypocreales, Nectriaceae. The record is from RefSeq and is a predicted model, not a curated record. The transcript has 3 exons. Gene Ontology annotation, biological process: transcription by RNA polymerase II. Bases 1 to 1125 code for a protein of 374 amino acids.